CUGUCAGGAUUUAUGGACAAAAGCGAACGUCAAUUUAUCUCCCACACAAGUAAAAUUAUGUUUAUUUUAUUCCUGUUUUGAUGGACAAAUCAUUUUGAACAGGCGUUUAUAAUUACACUUCCUUUUUUCUUAUAUAUUGCCCAACACAUCGUGUUUCUAGUCCUAACAAAAUCCUGAGCCAGAGCCUCAAUAAUGUUUAAAGUAGAUGAGUCAAGACGUGUUACCAAAAAUAAGAGUCUUGUUGUCUGACAAACACCAUCGGCAUAAACAUACAGAGGUGGAUGUAGCCCUUCCGCUGCAGCUCACCCGCACAUCUGCUUUGGGGGACGAGGAGUUUCUUUUUUUACGCAAUGGAUGUGAGCAGGAGUGGCACUCAGGGGGCUUUAAAUAGGAACUGUCUCCAAACUUUGGUACAACAGAGCAUCUGAAAACUUCCAGUUUGCUCAAAGAUGGACGUCAGCAGGAGACUGGGGAUGAGGGACACUGUACUGGCGUUCUUACUCGCUGUCCUCCAGGGACUUCCUCUUGGAGAAACGGUUCCGAACGCGUCACCGCUGGAUGGAUCCAACUGGGGGGACCCGAGGAGAUACGUUCACCUGCAGACGUCCACAGACUUCAAUAACUUCUACUUGGAGAUCAGAUCAAAUGGCACUGUGCGCAAAACUACAGUCAGGAGUUCAUAUAGUGUGAUUCUACUGAAAGCUGAAACAAGGGAGCGCAUCGCCAUAUUGGGCGUCAAAAGUAGCCGCUACCUGUGUAUGGACCAGGAGGGCAACACGUUCAGCUCUCCCAUUUGCCUCAGAGACGACUGUUUGUUCAACCACAAGCUUCUGGAGAACAACCGGGACGUGUAUUACUCCAGCCGGACCGGCAUCCUACUCAACCUGGAGGGCUCCCGACAGGUGUUCUCCGCAAGCCAGAACCUGCCGCAGACCUCCCUCUUUCUGCCCAAGAAGAACACGGUGCCGCUGGCGCGCCUCCUGCUGCACAGGAAGAAGAGGAACCAGGUGGUGGAUCCUUCCGACCCACACAACGUCUACCUCGGACAGACUGAGGAGGGCUCAGAAUCCCAGGCCGCGCCGGAGGACGACGCUGACGAGGUGGAGGUAGAGGUGGAGGCCGGGGACGACAGGCGCAACUUGUCCCGUGAGACGCCGCUGGCUCCGUCGACCCACGACCCCUGGAACGUGCACUCCCCCCUCCCCGCCAGUCCCCGGAGCACCGGGACUAUGGGCGGAUUUUAGUUGACUGACAAGGGUGCUGCAAAGAUUGGGCGCUCCCUUUACCUUACUAUAAGUGAGUUCAAGUUUAACUUUAGCUUUUGAUCAUAUGGGAACAAAUAUAAAUCAUCUCAAUUUAUUUUGAAAACGGGUGUUGUGUCUACAUCUGUUCCAACCUUUAAACAUAACCACCGCUACUAGAAACAAAGCUUUAACUCGGGGAAUCAGAUUUCGACACAGGACCGGAAUCAGGUUGA
Molecule: messenger RNA, 1477 nt
Organism: Monopterus albus (swamp eel)
Lineage: Eukaryota; Metazoa; Chordata; Actinopteri; Synbranchiformes; Synbranchidae
Gene: fgf23
Product: fibroblast growth factor 23
Exons: 3
Coding region: 450-1244 (264 amino acids)
Molecular function (GO): growth factor activity
Source: RefSeq, a predicted model, not a curated record